GUGCAAUGAUGGGUCUGCAGGCGACGGCAGGAAAACGCAAAUUGGAGGGUGGUGUCGGCUGUAUGGAAUUCCACAUGGACUUAGGCGAGAGUCCGUCGAAGCUCGGACGCGUGGAUGGUAGCUGGUGGGCGAUGGACGACAGUUAUGGGCCGCCCCUGAACCAGACAUCAACGUCAUAUUACGAGAUGGAAGUGAGCUCGCCCUGCCUACAGGCGACGAACUCGUGCCAGCCCUCGACGACGAGUUCUCCGCAGUCGCAACAGCAACAGCAGCAGCAACAGCAGCAGCAGCAGCAACAGCAGCAGCAGCAGCAAUCCCCGCAACACCCGUCGCAACACCAUCCAUCUUCCCAAUCGCCGCAACAGGCGCAGCAACAGCAGCAGCAGUCACAACAACAGCAACAGCAGCAGCAACAACAACAAUCGCCGGCGUCAUCCUCGACAUCGGCCUCGUCCACAGUGACACAGUUGCAUCAUCACACGCAACAUUAUUAUCAUCAUCAACGCGCCACCGUUAGUCCUAUCGGCAGCAACGGUUACAGCCAGCUAUCGAGAUCUCAACCGCAAUGGGGCGCUCUUCAUCAUUACGAGCCACCGACGAUACGUCGAGAGGAAAACGGCAAGAGCUAUCUGGAGCUCGGUUCGAGUUACCGGGCGAACGAGCGGUGUUGCGAAGGUUCCAAGUCCAGCUGGUGUCGGCGCGGCCGGGCCUGUUACAGGCAGCGGCGGCUCGCCGUGCUUAACAUUUCAAUGUGCAAACUCGCCAGGUACCGCCAAUUCCCGGAUCCGAGCCUCCACCGAUCGGUACUGAUCUGCAAUACUUUGAGACACUUGGAACGCGAGAUGGAAAGGGACAGGAGUCCACCACCUAUGGAGCCGGUCGUGCCGGCGCCAAUCGCUCAACUGCAACCGCCCGAACAGGGUAGGUUAACACCUUUCCCUGUGCCCCCAACGUCGUCGGGCGAGACCGACGUCGAUUCUGGCAUCGGUGACAGCGACGACAGCCGAUCGAUCAAUUGGGGUAGUGUGCUAUCUUUAUCGAGUCAGUCGCCGCUCGACCCGCUCAACAACAACGAAUUACUGGAUGUGGACAUUGGGCCCGAUCUCGACCUGGAUUUUAUGCCCGGAUGGAAGCUGACGCCUCUUUCAGCGGACGACAUUCUGAGAAGUACAACGACGACCCAGGAACAGCAUCAUCACCAUCACCACCACCAUCAUCAUCAUCACCAUCAACAUCAUCAUCACCAACAGCAACAGCAGCAACAGCAACAGCAGCAACAGCAACACCUGAUGUCGUCGGGGAGCAGUUGCGGCAGCAGCUGCGGUAAUAGCAAUGUCAUUGGAAGCGCCGGCGUCAGCAACGUUGGUAGCAGCAGUAGUACGCACGAGUCGUUGAUGUGUGUAGGAUCAUAGCCCUCGACUUUGACGUCGUUGAGUCAUCUCAUCGAUUUCUAUCCGCUAACGCCGCAGGGCAAAUAAGUCCGCGCAAAUAACUAACGCAGCUCGCGAUCCGCAGUUUGUGGAUUUUGAAAAGGCGCGCGGGCGAGAGGCAGUGGUGGAAUAUGGGAUCUCUCGCCCACCCUCUGGAGCGCUCGACGUCCGGCCGGCGACUCUCGAGGAGCCGCCUUCACUUUCUGUUUCGCGUUAAUUUAUUAUCGCGUCAAUUACACGUGUACACACUAAUACAUGCAAAUGGACACGUACACCGAUACCGAUACAAAAAAACCUUCUGUGACACUUUUGUUCUUCCUCCGCUCUUUUUUCUACCACCGCUCCUACUCCAUCACUAUCGGCUACCAUUUACCGACCGUACCGUUACCAUUACUUCUCUAUUACCAUCCCUCCCGAAACUAUUUACCUCCUCUCUCCUGCCCCUCCCCCCUCCCCCACUAUCGUUAUUGUUACUUCUAUUACUAUCGCUACUAUUGUUAGUAAUAUUAUAUUACUACUCUUACUCUAAUACUAUUACUACUAUUACUAUUAUUACUAUCGCUAAUCAACGUGUCUCCCAACGUUCUGCUCCCCGAGGGACGGACGCGUCAUGACACGCGGCAUCCGCAGGUGCAGACAAAAUAGAGCGCUCUGAGGGCUUAACGAACGAGUUAAGAACGGGGAGAGAGAAGGGUGGAUAAGGGAAAGAAAGCCUUUACUGUCCGCGUGUCGACAGGUGCUGCUAUUCGCGAUGAUCUGGUGUCCUGACAAAUAUUCGGACGAUAACUUUCGUUUAUUAAGCUAUCGCGUACAUGAGACCCGCGUGUAUCGUCUCCGCCGUGGAAUUUCGAGACCAGGUGCAAGCGUAAUUUACACACGCCUCGAGAUAAUGUAUCUCAAGAUUUGAGAGGAAACUGCCGAUAAUGAUCAACUCUUCACACAAUGUGUAGUAAUGAUUCGAUAAAUGUGAUCCUAGGAAGAUUGAGACAAUGUUUCUGCGCUUGCAUUUGCAAGCUCGAGAAUCCACGUGCGAAUCCUCCUCGAAAGGUGAUUAAGAGGUACAAGAAGAUGUACAGAGAGAUUCGAGAGAACGGACAGGAGAGAUGUGUGAGAGAGAGAGAGAGAGAGAGAAAAUAUGAUAUUGACUACCGAGAGAAAAUAUGAUAUUGACUACCUCGAGACUGGGAAAACCAACGAAAACGUUGCGAUCGAAGUCUUCCGGCCUGGGCAGCCUUCUGCUCCCUCGCCGUCCUCGUUCGCAGCCUCAGAUCGUCCGAGGGAUUUUCUUCGUGGAAUGGCGCGCGAUGUCGAGGUCCGCGUCUCUGGGAGGAACAAUCGAUGAUAAUCACCGACGAUACGCUACUCGCGCAUAUAUAUAUAUAUAUAUACAUAUAUACACGGACACGCACCACAUGCAUUCAACAAUAUAUACACAACCAUACAGACGCACAUACAGACAAACAGACAGUAUACAUACGACUGCCGUGGCCUAGUCGUACGGUGCUACAGGGCGGCUGCAUCCUGGUGCUUCUAUCCUCUGGACACACGACACGCACGCACACAUACACACACAUACAUAUAUACAGAGAUACAUAGACACGGGCAUACAUUAAGCCGAAGACGUACCGAAUUCACACGGAUCGCUCGUAGCGUCCGUCUCUCGGGGUCGUCGUGACGCGGUGUCCUGCCGUCGUAAGCGUGAUACGAUGUAAGUCGGAGAUGUCGGCGUCUCGAAGUUGAGACACUUUCGGCACCACCGAUCCAGCGUAGAUUCUGCUUGUUCGAGUGUCACAUCUCGUGUGUCGGUAGAUUAUUAAUUAAAAAAGGCCUGAAUCUAGCUAUUAAAAAAUUAAUCGGAUCCUACAUAAUGCUCUUAAAAUGGAAAUACCUGGCAAUCAUUUUUGUCUGAUAUACAUUGACAUACGCUAUUACGGGACUUAACAUAAGCUGAAACGUUCAUCGCAUUAAAAAUAAAAUCGUAAUUUAUGAACGCGCAGCAAAUUAUUGAACAGGUUGAAUCGGGCUGGUGCAAUUGGGUCUCGAUUAAUUGUUUACAUGUUGCGAGGAAGUAAAAGAACAAUGAGUGAGAGAGGGUUUGAAACAUUUGCGUUGAAACUGCGGGAUGUGUUUGAGCUUAAAAUAUGCGGUUUAAUCAGUGAGCGUAUCCAUUUAAGAACAUUACGAGCAGAACAAAAGUUAUUUUCAUAUAGCGAUUUUACGAGAUCUCACAAAUAAUCUUUGUCUACCUUGGUUUUUACAUUAUAUCUCUAUAGGAUAUAAACGCGCGCGCGCGUGCGUGUGUAAAGUGUGGAUGAAGAUAUAUAUUUGUUAUUUUUAUUUUAAAGCGACACGUGUUUUUUAACGUGAACGCUCACUGAUUAAUAAUGGCAAUCUGCGCACUGAUUAUUUUUUCAACGAAUAGUAAUAUUUAUUUAGAAUUCUUUCAGAAUUUUUUUCAUCGCGACUCAGCGGGGAAAUAUAUGCCGUGAUUGUCUCAAUCACAAAGUCUAAUCGCAAGUUGAAAUGUGAAAAUUAAGCAUGCAAAGUAGUCCAUUAGGUUUUCAAAGUCCAUUAAGCUUCAACGCAACGGAUUAACCCUAAAAUGCAUGACGUGGGCCAGUAUAACUCGAUUUUAAAUGCGCGCGAACUCCGCAUUAAUUAUUUUAUUAGAAUGACCAUGAAACUUGCCAUGAAUAAAUAAAUACAAAAAUAUUAAAAAAUUAAAAAUGUCUUACAAAAAAAGGAAAGAAGGAGAGAAUAUGAGAACUUAUUAUAUACGCUAAAAAAUUGUCGUAUAAGUAGAAGAGAGAAACGGGGUAUAAAAUGAGUAUACUGAAAAUAAAAAAUGAAAUUUUUUAAGUCUAAUGAAAUUUACUGUAGUUAAUUAUAACGAGAUU
Trachymyrmex septentrionalis is the source of this 4327-nucleotide messenger RNA. It is a transcript of the gene tara, whose product is annotated as basic-leucine zipper transcription factor A-like. Gene Ontology annotation, molecular function: transcription regulator activity. The transcript has 2 exons. The record is from RefSeq and is a predicted model, not a curated record. The coding region runs from base 6 to 1412 and encodes 468 amino acids. Gene Ontology annotation, cellular component: nucleus. Lineage: Eukaryota; Metazoa; Arthropoda; Insecta; Hymenoptera; Formicidae.